AUGCUUGUCCUUGUCGGAAGUGGGCGUGCUCUGGGCACGGUUUGGUGGGUGCGGCCGCACACGCAGCUGACAGUUGGGCGGCGCGACACCGCGCUGGUGAUCGACGGCGACCACUCCGUCAGUCGGCGUCACGCCACAGUCACAGUCAUAUCGGCGUCAUCAGAGUCCGUGGAGAUCACCGACGCCGGGUCAAAGUUCGGCGUGCGCAUCAACGACACAGUCAUGGAGCGCAGCAGCUCGUGCAUGGCGCACCCCGGCGACCGCAUCGAGUUUGGCGCGCAGGGGUCUGUCUUCAUCGUGCGCCAGUGCGAUGCAGCCAUGUGUGUGACGAAAAUGCGCGCUGACGCAGCAUCGCAGACGUCCGAGCAGGCGCAAGCCCUAGGCUUCCGGCUGGUUGACGACAUUGCUGAGGCGUCGUUUGUAAUGAUGCCGGCCGUGGCUGCCACACGGACUCUUUUGCGCGCGCUGGCGCUGGGCUGCCACAUCGCUGACCCUGGAUUUUUGAACGACGCUGCGGAUGUUGGCCCGGCAUUCCAUCUUCCCGACGCGACGCCAAACACCAUCGAGCAGUUUGUGGCUGGCCUGCGCUUCCUGCCCGAGCCGACGGCUCCACCGCAAGCUGCCGACAGCCCCGUUGAGCUGGAUGCCAGGACACUGCGCCCGGACGCAGCGCGCCGGUGCCUGUUCUUUGGCCACACAUUUAUCUUUGCCGAUGGUGAGCAGCUCAAGCGCAUGCAGGUGAUGGUGGCCGAUGCUGGCGGCCGCUCCUGCGCGCUGCCGGUUAGUGACAGUUGCAGCGGUGACCAGGUGCGCGCGAUGGCUGACGGGCGCGCCAAAGUGUGUCUGGUGCUUCCGCUUGAGCCUGGCGCUGCUGCCGACAAAAUACGCGACGCCGCGAGAGCUGCUUGUUUGCGUCCGGUCUCCGAGUCGGAGAUCAGUCUUGCGCUAUUGGUGGUUUCAACCGACGAGCACACGAACCCUGCUCUGGUUGGGACUGCCGAUGCCGAGGCCGAUGCCAAAGUUGGAACUGGUAGUAAAGUUGAGGCUGAAAACAAUAUUGAGAUUGCUGCUGCACUUCCCGCUCGUAGCACCCGCCGGAGAGCCGCCCCACGCAUCAGCAACUUCUGGUCGGCGAUGGUUGCAAGCGAUAAUUCUGGUCCUGAGCCUAUGGUCAGAGCUGAGGACGGGAAACUUUCACCGCCACCAGCGGCAAUGCAGCAGACACUGGAGCCAGAGCAUGGGGAUGAACUAGGGCCAGUGCCAGAGUCGGAUCCAGAGGACCACGAGGACCAUGCAGCCAACCAAGGCACAAGAGAUGUUGCGCCGAAAGUCACUGUGUCUCUCCAACUUUAA
Molecule: messenger RNA, 1353 nt
Organism: Kickxella alabastrina
Lineage: Eukaryota; Fungi; Kickxellomycota; Kickxellomycetes; Kickxellales; Kickxellaceae
Exons: 2
Coding region: 1-1353 (450 amino acids)
Biological process (GO): mitotic G2 DNA damage checkpoint signaling; double-strand break repair via homologous recombination
Cellular component (GO): Mre11 complex
Molecular function (GO): protein binding; damaged DNA binding
Source: RefSeq, a predicted model, not a curated record